AUUAAUUCUUAUUCUUACAAAUUAAAAUCAGAGAAGAUCCAUGGGGAAGGGAAAGUCCAAAAUUCUGAUGAAGAAGAUCGAGUGUUUACCGGCCCGAAACGUCUGCUUCUCCAAACACAAAAAGGGGCUGUUCAAGAAGGCAGAUGAACUCUGCAGCCUAUUCCCGGGAGUCAAAAUUGCGGCGGUCCUCUUCUCUCCCGCCGGAAACCCUUACAUGUACGGCGACCCAGCAGGUAUUCCCGAGACGGCGGGCGAGAGUGAAAAGAGAACCGGAUUAGUGGGUAAAGUGUCGCAGCGGGAGGGCAGCGGUCCUCUUUCUGCUCGGUUUUCUUCGCCCAUGUCCGGUGAUCCGGGCGAGAAUACUGCUUGGAACAGCGGCGGACCGUUGGCUGACGAAGUUAUCGAAUCAGUGAUCCGAGAGGUGCAGCAGAGGCAACUGCAGGGAGGGUGUCCUGUUAAUUUUCCUCCGCAAUAUCCUUCGCCGUCUUCUGUUCUGGCUGGGGGCGGUGGCCAUGUUAUUUGUGAACCCUGCUGCUACUCGCCAAUUGAGAAGGAGACACUCGAUACUCUUUGGAAAGAUGAUUGGCUAAUUAGUGGAUAAGACAUUGGAUCAAUGAUCCGGGAGUUGCAGACGGAGCAGGGCGGCGGUUCUGCUUUUCCAGAAUAUUCCUCGCCGCCGUCCUCUGUUCUGGCCUGGGGCGGUGGCCAUGUGAUUUGUGAACCCUGCUGCUACUCGCCAAUUGAGAAGGAGACAUUCAAUACUCCUUGGGAAGAUGAUUGGCUGAUUAGUGGAGAAGACAUUGGAUCAAUGAUCCGGGAGUUGCAGCCGGAGCAGGGCGACGGUCCCGCUUUUCCAGAAUGUUCCUCGCCGCCAUCCUCUGUUUUGGCUUCCUCCUCAAGUCAGCAGGGGACACUCAGAGAAGAAGAUGUGGAUUCACUGAUCCAAGAGUUGCUGUGUUAGGGCCUUACUAUUUUGAAGUGAUCCAUCAUUUUUGGUUCUAGGCAUGCAUCCUGCACAUAACACCAUAAUUACUUUCUUCUGACUUUAGGGUUUAUGAGAACUGUUACUAUUCUGGGACUAAUGGCACUUACUGUGUUAUUCAUUACAUCAUAUUAUCUUGAGAAUGAUCUUAAUUUGGUCGUGAAGCAUAUGUAAAUAUGGACCGUAAAUAUGUAUAUUUUGGUCCGAACUUUGAGAAUGUUACUAGUUUAUGAUUUAA
Molecule: messenger RNA, 1220 nt
Organism: Cuscuta europaea
Lineage: Eukaryota; Viridiplantae; Streptophyta; Magnoliopsida; Solanales; Convolvulaceae
Source: the annotation of a GenBank genome assembly